AUGAAUCCAACCAAUUACCAAGCAACAGUCAAUUCUACUUCGUACAGUAAUUCUGCCUAUCCAAGUAAUGGAGAAAUCCCUCCACCUCCUCAAGCGAUUCAUUAUACAUCGCAUCCAUUCCAUGAGAAUUUGAAACAAAAUCUGAUUCCUCCUCAGCAACAACAGCAGGUUUAUACUACAACAGCUGAAACAACCUCAACUCCUCUUGUGAAUAGACAAGAACAUCCCUACACAAAUGCUGGAACCAACAAUUGGUUUCAUGAGAAACAUCAAACUGACAAGGCAAAGAAUGCCUUUUUGAUUGCUACUGUCAUUUCAUUUCUAGUAUUCUUCAUCUUUACACCCUUCUUUGCUUGCAUUCCAUACAUGUUUGUCUUUAAAUAUUCAAGUCAUGAAGUGAGAGGAGCAAGAAAAUAUGGACAAUUGGCAAAAUCAACAUUUUGGUCAUUGGUGGCAUUCAAUGUCUGUCUGUCCAUCCUCAUUGUCAUUAUCACAUUGGCAGUUACACUACCAAAAAAUCAUUAA
Naegleria gruberi is the source of this 525-nucleotide messenger RNA. RefSeq lists its product as uncharacterized. The transcript has a single exon. The coding region runs from base 1 to 525 and encodes 174 amino acids. NCBI's taxonomy places the organism in Eukaryota, Heterolobosea, Eutetramitea, Acrasida, Naegleriidae. The record is from RefSeq and is a predicted model, not a curated record.